Messenger RNA from Menidia menidia (Atlantic silverside), 2400 nucleotides. Lineage: Eukaryota; Metazoa; Chordata; Actinopteri; Atheriniformes; Atherinopsidae. The record is from the annotation of a GenBank genome assembly.
GUUAUCGGUGCUGAUUUUAAAUGCUUUUGACCAUCGCAGGCGGUACUAGUCGCUGCUCUUUUUUGUUUCGGUCCGCCCUGUUUUAAUGUAACACCAUAAUUCCCAUGCAGAUCAGUCCGUGACCGCUCUGGUCUACCUUGUGGAUUUCAGACUUGAAAAUGGUCGUAUGGCUGUAAAUGUGGCAUAACAUCAACACAGAGGGUUCGAGGGUGUUGUAACCAUGGCCAGGGUUGUGAAAGUAUUUAAGACUCUGCGGAAUCACUGGAAGAAAUCCACAGUCGCGGCUUGCGUCCUGUCCUACGGGGGAUACUGGCUGUACGGUAAACACUGUGACAGUGUCCUGCGCAGGGAGGCUUGUCAGUUUGCCAGGGAAUUUGGACGUCAACAGAUUGCACCCCAGGAGCAACUGAAGAAGGCAACCGUGAUCCUGAACCCUGCAGCUUGCAGUGGGAAAGCCAACAACUUAUUCGAAAAGAAUGCUGCUCCUAUUUUGCACCUGGCUGGAGUGGAGAUUACAAUAGUAAAGACAGACUAUGAGGGCCAGGCCAAGAAGCUUAUGGAGUUUAUGGAGCAAACGGACAUGCUGAUCGUGGCUGGAGGAGACGGCACGCUGCAGGAGGUCAUCACGGGUUUACUCCGAAGGCCCGAUCAAGACUCCUUCAGUAACACCCCCAUCGGAUUCAUUCCUCUUGGUUCCCACAAUUCCCUGAGCCCGAGUCUCCACCUCAUCAGUGACAACAAAGUCCAGGCCAUCACAUCUGCCACGCUCUCCAUCCUGAGAGGAGAAACGGUGCCUCUCGACGUGCUACAAAUCAAAGGGGAAAUGGAGCAGCCGGUCUUUGCUCUGAUGGGGCUGCGAUGGGGGGCUUUCAGAGACGUGGCGGCAACAGUCAGCAAAUAUUGGUACCUUGGACCUCUUAAGACGAAUGCGGCCCAUUGGUUAAGAACUCUGAGGGAGUGGCCUCUGGCUCAGGACGUGUCGGUGUCGUACUUGGCUCCCAGCCUCCGGCCGCCCGACCUGCCCCCCCAGAAGCCCCCCCGCCCGAACCUGCUCAGCCGCAUCGCCCGCCGGCUGAAGAACUACUGGAACCCACCGGUUGCAGAGCCCCCAAAAGUGGAGGAGCCAGAGAGGUGGGAGGAGCAGAAGCUGUCGUCUUUGGAGCUCUACAUUCAGACGCACAACAAAAACCCAGUGGAAAGGCGCGUCCACGACUCCCUGAUGAUCUGCGCCGAGCCGGACGACUUCACCGUGGGCGAGUUCAUCACCGUCGGGAGUAAAAAACAAGAAGACCCAACGUUGUUCACUAAAAACUCCACAAAACUUGAAGCCAGCGCGUGCCGGCUGAAGAUGCCAGAGGGUUCCUCCGGCUUCUACAACAUCGACAAUGAGGAGUUUGAGGCCAUGCCCGUGGAGAUAAGGCUGUUGCCAAGGAAACUACGCUUCUUCAUCAGCGGGGAGCGCAGAGAGCAGCUCCUCUCACAGCCUCAGUGACAGAAAAACUGACCCCACCAACCCCAGACUGGAUUUUUACUUCUGCAGCAGUCGUUUUUUUUUUGUUUUUUUUACUACGAUCAACAUUAAAUAUGAAGUUAUCUUGUAUAUUAGAGGACCAAGGCGGCUUUCUCAGCUCGUAACCCAUGUGCAGGAUGUGUUAUUACAGAUGGAUCUCAAGUUCUCUUAUGGUCAACAUGUCUGGUCUUGGUAAAUAAAAACGUCUGUCCAGUGAAAUUAAUCCCUUAUUGGCUGAUUUAGAUAUUGAGUUUUAAAAAUAAAAAAAGAAGCAAGAAGAAGCACUAUGCUUUUUUAAAACUUGCCAAAAAUAUUAAGAAGUCUUCCCCCCUGACAGAGGGGGUGACAAAAGAAAAGGAGGAGCCAGGUUUCGGUGGAUGCCGGUCGGCCGAAGAAGAGAAAGGGAGGGGCGCGGUCCACAGCUUGGGUCGGGAUUUUUGACUCACUGCUUGGCAGGGGUGGGUCUGAUCCGACAGAUGGCGUGGACAGCAAAUCUGAAGGAUUAAGCUGGUGAUAGCGAUGCCGGGCGCCAUCAUAUUCCACCGCUCAGAAAAACACUAAUGGAAGCUAAACCCAUUUCAUUUAUGUUUUUUUCCCCAUUUAGUGAAAAACCGAUGCUGAGAGAAAUCCUGAGUAUUUAGUGUACUCAGUAUUCAGGGGUAGCUGUCCUGGUUUCAUUUAAGUCAGAAUUAAAUUUGUAAUAACGUGUCAAUAAACUAUAAUAAUCACAGGCUACGGACAUAUAGCAGAAAGUGACUUUCAUUGGAGUGUUUUUCAUAUACACACUUUUCUGAUAACGUUCAUCCUCCACCUUAAAAACAGGCCACAACAUCCACCUUACAGGCCCAGUUCAAAUCACCAGCAUUUUCUUUAGCCAUCAUUUUUGCAGG